CACCAUCAUUGGUGUCAGUGUGGGAGGAAUAGUGCCCCAUCACUGGAGUCAGUGGGAGGAAUAGUGCCCCAUCACUGGUGUCAGUGUGAAAGGAAUAGUGCCCCAUCACUGGUGUCAGUGGGAGGUAUAGUGUCCCAUCAUUGGUGUCAGUGGGAGGAAAAGUGCCCCACCAUUGGUUUCAGUGGAGGAAUAGUGCCUCAUCAUUGGUUUCAUUGGGAGGAAUAGUGUCCCAUCAUUGUUGUCAGUUGGAGGAAUAGUGUCCCAUCAUUAGUGUCAGUGGGAGGAAUAAUGCCCCAUCAUUGGUGUCAGUGUGGGAGGAAUAGUGCCCCAUCAUUGGUGUCAGUAGGAGGAAUAGUGUCCCAUCAUUGGUGUCAGUGGGAGGAAUA
Molecule: messenger RNA, 386 nt
Organism: Staurois parvus
Lineage: Eukaryota; Metazoa; Chordata; Amphibia; Anura; Ranidae
Source: the annotation of a GenBank genome assembly